GUAGCUGCAAACGUGGCGGAGAAGGAGAAAGGAGGGAGAGAAGGGGGCUAUGCCAUCGGCGCAGAGCAACACUGGAGAUCAGCGCCAGACGCCAAACCCUCGGAGAGGCAGACGGAGCUCCUUUCCCCAUGAGAGGAGCAAGAGAAGGAGCAGAACAGGAAGCGAAGGAGGAAAAAUAAAGGGAGGGAACUCCAUCCACGCCUUCUAUCCUCAGCACCUACUUGCUACUCACUGUGCUGUGCAGUCUACUGUUGCUUCACUGGACUCCCUUACACAGCCCUAGCAUAGCGGAGCGUACGGUUCACACGAGAAGAGCAACUGUAAGGCUGUGUUUCUAUGUGGUGUCAGAGGAAGCUGUCAGCACUCGUCAUCAUUAAGGCUUCAUCCAAGGCAAGACCUGACGCAUCAAUAUUUUCUCUUCAAAGGAAUAUCCAUAGUGAAUAAGUCAUUAUCUCCAGCUCAGUAGGACCAUCUCAAAGGAAGAUACCAAUAGUUUGGGUUUGUUGUUGAUGACUGUAUUCACCACAUUAGCUUCUGGAGAAUGAAAGUGGACACCCACUGUUGGAUCUACCUUCUCCAAUCCUCAUUCCAGUACCCCACAUCUACAGCUACGCCAUAUGGAAACGAUCUAAGAAGGUCUAGGUUUUUUUGAGUUCUUCAGUCCAUAAGGUUGUGAUUGGGCUUCUUCUCGGGAAAGGACUCUACGACGCUAGCCAUGACGCCCAUGCAAAAGCUCCUCCAGUUGCCGGUGAACGCGAUGAAUAUGGUGAAAACGGCGCAGGACCAGAUGGGGCAGCAGGAUGAGGCCAAAAGCCCUGUGAUGACCCCGGAUGGCGGAAACCAUAACUGGUACAACGGGGAGCCCAACGACCCGCGCCACAUCCGGUUUGGCAGCGGAGGUGGAGACCAGGAGGAGCGGGCCCACCUGGAGGAAGGGGGAGGCAGUUUAUCCAGCCUUGUGACCCAGCCUUUGCGACAUGAUGACUUGAAGGAGAUGCUGGACAGCAACAAAGACUCCCUGAAGCUGGAAGCUAUGAAGAGGAUUGUGGCUAUGAUCGCCAGAGGGAAGAAUGCCUCGGACCUCUUCCCAGCAGUGGUGAAGAAUGUGGCCUGCAAGAACAUAGAGGUGAAGAAGCUGGUCUAUGUGUACCUGGUGCGCUAUGCUGAGGAGCAGCAGGAUCUGGCUCUGCUCUCCAUUUCAACCUUUCAGAGAGGCCUGAAGGACCCUAACCAGUUGAUCCGGGCCAGUGCUCUGCGUGUGCUCUCCAGCAUCAGAGUCACCAUUAUUGUCCCUAUCAUGAUGCUGGCCAUCAAAGAGGCUGCCUCCGACAUGUCCCCCUAUGUGAGGAAGACGGCAGCUCACGCCAUCCCUAAACUCUACAGCUUGGACCCAGAGCAGAAGGACUGUCUGAUUGAGGUCAUUGAGAAGCUCCUGGCUGAUAAAACCACACUAGUGGCAGGUAGUGUUGUCAUGGCCUUUGAGGAGGUGUGCCCUGAGCGCAUAGACCUGAUCCAUAAGAACUACCGUAAGCUGUGUAACCUGCUGAUCGACGUGGAGGAGUGGGGUCAGGUGGUCAUCAUCAACAUGCUCACUCGCUACGCCCGGACGCAGUUCCUCAACCCCAACAUGAACGAAUCCCUGUUGGAGGAGGGUGGUGGAGAGAAAGCCUUCUAUGGCUCUGAUAAUGAUGACACCGAUGAUGAGGAAGACAAAGAGGAGAAGGAGAAGAAGAAGACCGAGGCGACUGCCAUUGUCAAGAGGAAGCCUUACAUCAUGGACCCAGACCACCGGCUACUGCUGAGGAAUACCAAGCCCCUACUGCAGAGUCGAAACGCAGCAGUGGUGAUGGCUGUGGCUCAGCUAUAUUUCCACCUGGCACCCAAAGCGGAGGUAGGCGUCAUUGCCAAGGCUCUGGUGCGCCUCAUGAGAAGUCACAGUGAAGUGCAAUAUGUCGUCCUUCAGAAUGUGGCAACAAUGUCCAUCAAGAGAAGGGGGAUGUUUGAGCCCUAUCUGAAGAGUUUCUACAUCCGCUCCACAGACCCAACCCAAAUUAAAGUCCUCAAGCUGGAGGUUUUGACCAAUUUGGCCAACGAGACAAAUAUAUCCACCAUCCUGAGAGAAUUUCAGACGUACAUUAAAAGCAAUGAUAAGGACUUUGUGGCAGCCACCAUCCAGGCCAUCGGCCGCUGUGCCACCAACAUUGGGGAGGUGAGGGACACCUGUCUCAACGGCCUGGUGCAGCUGCUCUCCAACCGCGAUGAGUUAGUAGUGGCCGAGUCGGUGGUGGUGAUUAAGAAGCUGCUGCAGAUGCAGCCCGAGCAGCACAGUGACAUCAUCAAGCACAUGGCCAAACUCACCGACAACAUCCAGGUGCCCAUGGCGCGGGCCAGUAUCCUGUGGCUGAUCGGGGAGUACUGCGAGCACGUUCCCAAGAUCGCUCCGGAUGUCCUGAGGAAGAUGGCCAAGACCUUCACCAACGAGGAAGACAUCGUCAAGCUGCAGAUCAUCAACCUGGCUGCCAAACUCUACCUGACCAACUCCAAACAGACAAAACUGCUCACUCAGUACGUGCUGAACCUGGCCAAGUACGACCAGAACUAUGACAUUCGCGACCGGGCACGCUUCAUCCGCCAGCUCAUCGUGCCCACUGACAAGAGUGGUGCCCUCAGCAAGUAUGCCAAGAAGCUGUUCCUGGCCCUUAAGCCUGCGCCCGUCCUCGAAUCUCCAUUUAAAGAUCGAGACCACUUCCAGCUGGGCUCGUUGUCCCACCUACUGAAUGCCAAGGCCGGCGGCUACCAGGUGCUGCCUGACUGGCCCGAGGCCGCCCCAGAUCCCUCUGUGCGCAACGUGGAGGUGAAGGAGUCUGUGCCGGAGUGGACCAAGUGCAGCAGCCGUGAGAAAAGGAAAGAAAAGAAGGCGGACAAGCCAUUCUACUCUGACUCGGAGGGCGAGUCUGGCCCGACCGAGUCUGCUGACAGUGCCUCAGACACAGCCAGCGGCUCAGAGAGUGGCAGUGGCAGUGAGGAGAGCGGCUCGGGAUCCGAGAGUGAGGAGAGCAACGAGGAGUCGGAGUCUGCAAGCGAGGAGGACGAGGAGGAAGAGGGGAAGAAGAAAAAGAAGAAUGUGGAGAAGAUCAAAGCAAGGAAACCUGUUCCAGAAAGUGAAAGUGAGCCGAGCAGUGGAGAGGAUGUGAAGAAAAGCGAGAAGAAGAGCAAACCGCGGAUUGGUAGCUCCGAGUCAGAAUCCGAGGAGGACGACGAUAGUGAGUCAGAGAGCAGCGAGUCAGAGGAUGAGGAGUCAGAAGAGGAGUCAGAGGAGGAGACCAAGAAGAAAAAGAAGACCACAGCAUCUAAACCUCCAUCCAAACCACCCAAAAAAGAGAACAAGAAAGAAAAGAAAGAAAUGUCUCUGCUUGAUUUUGAUGACUUUGACCCCGCUCCAUCUCCGUCUCAAGUCACGCCCCUCAACAACUUCCUGUCCAGCAGCCUAGUGACAGAUCUGGAGGGCUUGUCCCUGACCGACAACGUUCUGUCCCCUACGACCAUCAUCCCAUCUGGCAAUCUGAAGACCUAUGAGCUGCUCCACCGUAUCACCGGCGAGGGCCUGUCAGUGGAGUACUGCUUCAGCCGCCAGCCGUUCAGCCCCGACCCGCACAUGGUGGCAGUCAAAAUCCAGUUCACCAACAGCGCCACCUCCGAGGCCAAGAGCCUGCACGUGGAGGACGCCAAGUUGCAAUCAGGCAUGAGGAUCAAAGAGUUCCCUGAGAUCGAGGUGUUACCUGCGGGCGAGACUGUCAGCGUGGUGAUGGGCAUCGAUUUCUGUGAUUCCACACAGGCAGCCAACUUCCAGCUCUGCACUCACACCAGGAAGUUCUUUGUGUCGAUCCAGCCACCGGUUGGAGAGCUGAUGAUGCCAAUCUUUAUGACAGAAAAUGAGUUCAAAAAGGAGCAAGAGACGCUAUUACAAAGUCUAGGUCAGUUGAUGGGCAUGAAUGAGAUCACAGAGAAGCUGACCCUGGAGGAGAAGUGUCAGGGCGAGCACGCUGUCGUUCAAAGGGUUACCACUGCCGCCAACCUCAGCCGAGUGCCCUGUGGCUCAGACAAGGAGUGCAGCCCUCCUGUAUCUCCUCCCCCAUUUCCGAUUCACAGGUUCGCUGGGAAGACGGUGACCAGUGGCAGCCUUGUACUGGUCAGUGUGGUCACCAAAGAGGACGGGGCCGCCCAGCUGACGGUCAACUGUGAGAAAAUGGUGAUUGGCACGAUGCUGGUUAAGGACAUCCUUCAGGCCCUCACCCAGUGAUGACCCCUAACUCUUGACCCCUGACCUUUGACCCCAGCAAUUUCCUUCCUCUCCUACAGCUCGGUUCUGUCUCCCUUUGCUCACUCACAUACAUACAACCACACAUUCAUCCACUCCCAUUCCAAAUACCCCAAUACUUAGAGUCCUCUUUCUCUUCCUUAAGAUACUGGUAGUCUGAUAAGAAUAUGUAGAAGACAGGUUUGAUCCAUCGCUCAAUUGAUAUUCUCCAUGUAAUGCAGGUUUCAAACAAAUUAUGAUGAUUUUUUACUUAUACGAAAGACGCAAAUCUGGGGGAAAUAAUAGGCCCCACUUUGACUUUUAAAAUCACUUCCUACGAACCGUCGUAACAAAUUACAGAAUGGCAUUACUGUACAUGAUUUGUAAAGACAAUAAGUCAUUAAGAAUCAUCCCACUGAUCAAAUAAAAUAUGUGACGGCAUGGAAUCAACAUGGAAAUCUGAUUGGAUUUGCAAAAAGUAAUCAACGUAAGGGAAUUUUUUUUUUUCACACAACUUUUAACCUAGAUUUGUUUGUUGAUUUCACAUUGAAUUCAUGUUAACUCAAAAAUGUUUUAAUCAAAACUAGACAUUGAACUGAGGUCAGUGCCCAGUGGGAUGUUUAUCCUAACCAAAAAUCCUCCUUAUCAUUUGUCAUGACUGCUGUAAAGGUUUGACAUGCUCUCUUUAGCCAUAUCUACGAAUGGCUAAACUAAAGACUGCGAGUCCUCACCUAUACUCUUGCUAUACUUGUUUCAGCCAAGCGCAAAUGUACUAUGUAGAAAACACCAUGCCUUUUUAAAAAUGUAGUGUGGUACCAUUACCAACAUUACUUAGGUACAGUAACAGGGUAUAUCAUCAUCAAGAAAAAAGUGGUCACUCCUCAAUUUACUUUGGUCUGCUGAAUGUUCAAUGAAGUCCCCUUUUGAAUAGUGUAGUUCUCUAUUCUCAAUCUCUACCGCCUGGCCCGCUAAAUGUCAUACACAUAGAAUAGAUGUUAUUGAGUGGGAGUCCUGCGGUUGAAAAUGAUAUACAGUAAACGUGAUUGAAUGCAUUGCAAUAUUUAAUACAAAAUCUAAGGUCUGUGUUAGUGUGUGUUUGUGUCUGUGUGUAUGAAUGAUUUCAAAACAUGACAAUGUUAAAUCAUCAUGGCCCAAGGCAAACUGUUCUGUAAUCAGCAGCUAUCUGUGUUUUCCUGCCUUUCCAUUGACUUUUGCAUAUACUUACUGUAUUUCCAGUAUAGGUUAACCAUGCUAUAUUUAAAAGUGGUUUCUAUCAUGCUAUAAACCCACUGAUGUUGUCAUAAUGAGACCUACGGAAAUGGGAUCCUAAGGAAACUGCACUAUGCUGUCUUGGGCGCCAAUGGGUCACACCAGGUAAAGGGCCUUGCUCUGUAUCGGGGAGACACGUGAUAUGAUAUAACAUAACCCACCUGCAUAUCUGUGAGCUGCCUUCGUGACAUAAGUGAUGUUAUUUAUUUAUUUGUUUAGAUUUUUUUUUGCCAUAGGAACAUGUAUUUGUAUCGUCACACCAAAGGAGUUCAAUACAGCAAGCAUCAAUAACAGUUAUCAUAGAAAGUUGGAGAGUGAAAGAAAAGGGAAAAUGACAGCAGUUUUUUACUCCUUGAAAUUUGAAUUGUUUUAUUUGUUCAGUAUCGCACUGGUAAAUCUUUCAAGCUUGUGAACUUAAUUCACAGGUUUGUGGAGUCAUGACACCGUCAAAGAACAAAUCAUUUAAGUUGAAUAUACAUGUCAUUUCAAAUUCAUUUUACUACUGGUAUGCAGACAAUUUGAGGACAUAAUUUGCUUAACUCAUACCAUUGACCUUAUGAAAAGUACCUUAUUGAAAGUACUGUUAAACGUGGCAGUGGUCUAUUGUUUCCUCCCCUAAAAUACAAAGCUAUAUAUAACUUUAAAUGGUUAAACCUUUCUCUCAAAAUGAAAACUUUGCAAUGAAUUUAAGAUAAUAGUGGAUGGAGCAAUCAUUUAAAGGGUAUUGUUAUUUUAAUGCACACUCGCUUUCUCUUUCUGAUGUCAUGAUUAUGGUCUACCAUAUCUUCUGUGUGGUUAUGAAAUAAUGUAAUGUUUAAGCUUUUAUUUAUUAUUCAAAUGAAAAUAAUGAAAUUAAAAGGAUGAAAUCUG
Molecule: messenger RNA, 6436 nt
Organism: Oncorhynchus masou masou (cherry salmon)
Lineage: Eukaryota; Metazoa; Chordata; Actinopteri; Salmoniformes; Salmonidae
Product: AP-3 complex subunit beta-2
Exons: 28
Coding region: 716-4300 (1194 amino acids)
Biological process (GO): vesicle-mediated transport; intracellular protein transport; anterograde synaptic vesicle transport
Cellular component (GO): AP-3 adaptor complex; membrane coat
Source: RefSeq, a predicted model, not a curated record